UCUCUCUUAUAUAUUGAAAGCCAUCUCUCUUAAUUCAAUAAUUAAUUAAUUUAAUUUAUUAAUCAUAUAUUUAUAUCCACCUAAUUAAUUAUUAAUCAAUAAGUGCAAUGCAUGAAUUUAUAUGAUACCACGUUCGAAUGUGCUUACGACGUCGUCUCUAUAUUAUUGUCUAAUUCUUUGACUUUUUUACGUGACCCCAACUCUUAGCUCUUAUAUAUAAGCAAUCUUCACAACAUUCAUUAGCCAAACACAAUUAAAACCCUAAUUAAUACAUACAAUUUUAUAGUUUCUUCAUAAUAAUCACGAUGAAGAUUCAUUCUCUUGUGAUUCUUUUGAGCUUUCUUGUUCUUAGUCCUUGUGUUUUUGGUCAACUAACUCAAAAUUUCUACAAAAAUAGUUGCCCUAAAGCCGAACAGAUUAUUAAACAAGUUGUGAGAGAACGAUUUGCAAAAGACCGUUCCAUUACUGCAGGCUUACUUCGUUUGCAUUUCCACGAUUGCUUUGUUAGAGGUUGUGAUGCAUCCAUACUAAUCAACUCAACAUCGAAAAGACCCUCAGAAAAAACAGCAGGACCAAACCAAACUGUACGAGGGUAUGAGAUAAUCGAUGAGGCCAAGAGAAGGCUUGAAGCUGCAUGCCCUUCAAAAGUCUCAUGUGCUGACAUUAUUACCGUAGCCACUCGAGACUCAGUCGUUCUUGCUGGUGGACCAAACUAUGCUGUUCCAACAGGAAGAAGAGACGGACUUGUCUCAAACCCUAAUAAUGUCAACUUGCCUGGUCCAAGCCAGUCUGUUACAUCAGCUUUUCAAUCUUUCAAAGCGAAAGGGCUAACCCUAAAUGAAAUGGUGGUUCUUCUUGGUGCUCACACAGUUGGAUUCGCCCAUUGCAACUUCUUCUCUAGCCGACUUUCAAACUUUCAAGGGACCGGUAAGCCUGAUCCCACCAUGGAUCCUAAGUUGGUGUCCAAGUUGAGAGGUGUUUGCGCGAAAAACAAUAACCCAAAGACAUUUUUGGAUCAAAACACAAGUAACGUUUUCGAUAACGAGUUCUACCGUCAAAUACGUUUGAAGAGAGGGGUUCUAAAGAUUGACCAAGAACUUGCUUCAGACUCUACUUCUUCGCGUUUGGUUUCAACUUUGGCUAAGAAUCGGUUUCAAUUCUCUCAAAGUUUCGCAAAUGCUAUGAUUAAGAUGGGCAAAAUUGAAGUUCUUGUGGGAAAAGCUGGUGAGAUUAGGAAGAAGUGUGGAGCUUUCAACCCUCCCAAGAGUAAGGGUUCAUAAAGGAGUAAUUGAUUAAGUAUAUAAAGUCUAAGACUAAAGUCCACUCUCUAAGCUCUAAGAAGAGAAUAUUAGUCUCCUUCGGCCAAUUAAGCUCUCAAAAUAAGAAAACUCCUCAAAUAUUUAACAUUGAUUUUGGUCUUUUAUUUUUCUUUUUCGUGUUUUGCCAAAAAAAUAUUGUGUUUUAUACAACAAGUAAAUGUAUCAUUGAUGUAAUUGAGUUGUAUUGAUAACAACAUGAUUAUUACUAUACAUAAAAAUGAGCCAUUUAUAUAUACUACUAAU
Messenger RNA from Cannabis sativa, 1562 nucleotides. Its product is annotated as peroxidase 44. The record is from RefSeq and is a predicted model, not a curated record. Lineage: Eukaryota; Viridiplantae; Streptophyta; Magnoliopsida; Rosales; Cannabaceae. Gene Ontology annotation, cellular component: plasmodesma; plant-type cell wall. The transcript has 2 exons. Gene Ontology annotation, molecular function: peroxidase activity; heme binding. Bases 306 to 1280 code for a protein of 324 amino acids. Gene Ontology annotation, biological process: response to oxidative stress; hydrogen peroxide catabolic process.